GGGCGGGUUGGAAGGGGGGCAGCUCUGGGCAGAGGCACCUGCACCGGACCUUGUGCCUUUCUCCCGCGGGACAGACAGACUGAGGGUGAAAGAGACCUCCGUCGGAGCCUCAUGGCCUACCCAGGUUUCGGAGGAUGGUUUGGAAAUUUUAAUGGUCAGAUCCCAGGACAGCCAGUCCCAGGAACAUGUCCACCCCUGCUUGCUGGUGGCCCUCCUGGAUACACAGCAUACUCACACAGCAGUGACCCCAUGUGGACCUACUUCACUGCGGUGGCCGGACAGGAUGGUGAAGUGGAUGCUGAAGAACUUCAGAUGUGUUUGACCCAGUCUGGAAUUAGUGGAACUUAUUCUCCUUUCAGUUUGGAAACCUGCAGAAUCAUGAUUGCCAUGUUGGAUAGAGAUUAUACAGGAAAAAUGGGAUUUAGUGAAUUCAAGGAGCUUUGGGCAGCUCUUAAUGCCUGGAAGCAGAACUUCAUGGCCAUAGAUGAAGACCGAAGUGGGACAGUAGAGCAUCAUGAACUAAGUCAAGCCAUUGCUGUUAUGGGAUACAGGUUGAGUCCUCAGACAUUACAUGCUAUUGUUAAACGUUACAGCAAGAAUGGCAGAAUUUUCUUUGAUGAUUAUGUUGCUUGCUGUGUAAAGCUUCGAGCAUUGACAGAUUUCUUUAGAAGAAGAGACCAUUUGCACCAAGGCUUUGUUAAUUUCAUAUAUGAGGACUUUUUGCAGGGCACUAUGAUGAUCUGAAUGCCUAGAAUUUGAAAGCUCUAGAAACACUAUGAAUCCUUUUGCAUGGAAGAAAUGAACUGGACUUCCUUAAAUAAAAGGUUUGGGGCUUUUUAUGUUUCUACUUGUUAAUAAAUCUCUUCUCUUUCUGUAUGUUUUUACUAUAAAACACAGUUAAAAGCAAUAAAAGAUGUUUUAAUUGAUGUUA
Dipodomys spectabilis (banner-tailed kangaroo rat) is the source of this 931-nucleotide messenger RNA. It is a transcript of the gene Gca, whose product is annotated as grancalcin. NCBI's taxonomy places the organism in Eukaryota, Metazoa, Chordata, Mammalia, Rodentia, Heteromyidae. Bases 112 to 744 code for a protein of 210 amino acids. Gene Ontology annotation, molecular function: calcium ion binding. The transcript is spliced from 8 exons. The record is from RefSeq and is a predicted model, not a curated record.